Gastrolobium bilobum is the source of this 2364-nucleotide messenger RNA. RefSeq lists its product as uncharacterized. Gene Ontology annotation, molecular function: protein binding. Bases 74 to 1849 code for a protein of 591 amino acids. NCBI's taxonomy places the organism in Eukaryota, Viridiplantae, Streptophyta, Magnoliopsida, Fabales, Fabaceae. The record is from RefSeq and is a predicted model, not a curated record. The transcript is spliced from 7 exons.
AACCAAGUAUAUAAUUUCGUUUCAUUUCGGAAAUCAGAGAAAAAGAGAGAGAGGAAGGUUUCGAAAGCGGAAGAUGAACAGCGAAAGUAGUGAAUUGGUUGGGCUUUGCAUAGACGCGGCUUGUGAGAACAAAGAAAGCGUGGAGAAAUGGCGGCGUCAGAAGCGCACUCUCGAUCGCUUGCCUUAUCAUCUCGCCGAUGCUCUCCUCCGCCGCCUCAUCUCCCGCCGUCUCCUCUUCCCCUCCCUCCUCGAGGUUUUCAAACAUAGUGCCGAAGAGGUUGAUGUGAGAGGCGAUAACUCUGUGGAUGCGGAGUGGAUGGCAUAUUUGGGAGCAUUUCGCAACUUGCGUUACUUGAACCUUGCCGAUUGUCAUCGAAUCACCACUUCAGCUCUUUGGCCUAUUACAGGAAUGACUAGUCUUAAGGAGUUGGAUCUCUCAAGAUGCUCCAAGGUUAAUGAUGCUGGAAUUAACCAUAUUCUUUCCGUUCCAAAUUUGGAAAAGUUACACAUUUCAGAAACAAGCGUCACUGCCAAAGGAGUCAAGCUUCUACCCUCUCUUCAAAAUUUGUCUCUUCUCGACUUGGGCGGUUUACCCGUGGAUGAUAUAUCAUUAACUUCAUUACAGGUACUGAAAAAGCUACAAUAUCUUGAUCUCUGGGGUAGUAAAAUAUCAAAUCAAGGUGCUGCUGUUCUCAAUAUGUUCCCAAAGUUAACCUAUCUAAAUCUUGCUUGGACCAAUGUCACAAAAUUGCCUAGUUUAUCAUCUCUUGAAUGUCUGAACAUGAGUAAUUGUACUAUUGAUUCUAUACUUGAAGAUGAUAAAGCUCCUUUGGCAAAGCUUAUUCUCUCUGGGGCUACGUUCCUGAAUGAAGCUGAAGCCAUGUUAUAUGCAAAUACAAAUUUCCUGUCCUUUCUGGAUGUAGCCAAUUCUGGCCUUUGCAGAUUCUUCUUCUUAAGUAGACUGAAAGUUAUAGAGCAUCUCAAUCUCAGCUCAUGCAUGAUGGGGGAUGAUUCUGUCGAGAUGGUUUUGUGCAUUGGUGGAAACUUGAAAACUUUGAAUCUAACUGGUACUAGGGUUAGCUCUGCUGGAUUAGGGAUUUUAGCCGGACAUGUUCCCAAUCUUGAAAUUCUGUCAUUAUCUCAGACACCAGUGGAUGACUCUGCCAUCUCAUUUAUCAGCAUGAUGCCUUCAUUAAAGGUUGUUGACCUGAGCAAUACAAACAUUAAAGGUUUUUUGCACCAGGAAAGGACUCAUCUGAACUCGCCGCACUCUCUAACGUCUUUACAAAAUCUUAAACAAUUAGAAAGGUUGAAUUUGGAGAAUACACAAGUUAGUGACGAAGCUUUAUACCCUUUAUCAAGCUUCCAAAAGCUGAGAUAUUUAUCUCUUAAAAAUGCUUCACUUGCAGACAUCUCACUUCACUAUUUAUCAUCAAUCCCUAAAUUGACAAAUCUUAGUAUUUGCGAUGCGGUGUUGACAAAUUAUGGGCUUGAUCUGUUUAAGGCUCCUGAAACUCUGAAACUGAUGGACCUCAGAGGCUGUUGGCUCUUGACUAAAGAUACUAUUUUGUCAUUCUGUAGAAACCAUCCACAAAUCGAAGUAAGGCAUGAACAUGUUACCGUCUUUCCUUUUGACCAAAACGGACUUAAUCAUUCUUCUCCGUCUCGAUUAACUUCAAGGACUAUGCAAGCGGCCGAGAAGAAAGAACAGAUGUCCGUUUCUCCAUAUUUUAUAGAUCAAAGACUGAGGUAUAGCAGAGAUGAGUUACUUGCAUUGCAACUUAUGUCUUUGCCUCUUGCAUCUAGUAGUGAGAGAGGCAAUUCAAUAGUCGAGAAACAAUAUGAUUGAAUGGAGCAAUCUCCUUCCAUAUAAAUUAUCUGCACUCAUGGCGUUGGGAAACGAGCACAUUAUAUGAACAGAGAUGGCCUCAACAAAAAAAAUGUUGCGACUGGGCUGCAUGAGGUGAGAGCUGAAUUAUGUUUCUGAUAGAGAAACCAAAUGUGAUGAUGAGCCUUGCUGUCAUCAGGGUGAUCUUGCUUGGAGGGAGGCAUUUUAGUUUGCAAGUCUUGAGUAUUUGAUAACAUUAGUGAGGAUUUGUAUUCCUUGCGAUAUUGUGAAGCAUGAACAAUUUUUAAGGGGUCGAGUUCGUGUUUGACGUGUCAGAAAUUGUCUCAAGUAUGUGACAUCUUAAAUUGGUAGGCGCAUCAAAUUUUGUUGUGUUUGUGCCCUUUCUUUCUAGGUAGGGUAUUCGAACAAGAGAAAAUAUUGUGAGGGGAUAGCCAGAGCGAGAAGGAAUACUGGAAGAGGAAUAGAGAGAAACCGAAUCCUGUGUUUUAUUAGAGGCAUUAACUUUUUAUGAUAAA